CCUUUCGAGGACUAGAACGUUCUUGACUUCCCGCAUACUUGGAGUUUUGUGUUCCAAAUGCCAAGAGACUACGAGAGACGUCCCCGCUCAAGUUUGCACUACGGAUAUGGAGCUCGUAGUGUUACAUAUGAGCUUUCAAGGGAACAUUGGGAUGGCCACUACUAUCCUGAUUACUGCGGAAGAGAUGUGUAUGGAGAUCGGCAUGAAGACGAUGGAGAGGAGAGAGAUCGAUAUGGUCGGAGAAGACAUGGACUGAAUCAGAGCGAAGAAAGGUGGAGGCGUUGUUCACGUCCUAGGAGUCGUUCAAGUGAGAGGGAGACAGAGGCGGUGGUGUAUGUGGAAGGUAAUCGAUUUUCGUUAUAUUCAGAUUCAGAUGUAUUGGUUGAGGAUAGAAGGCUUGGAGCCUAUGUUAAUCCUUUUCUAGUAAAUUUCUGUGGUUGUGCAAACCCUUCUUGAACGAAUCAGUUGAGGUUGCAGACACCACUUCUUCUGGGAGUCGGUUCCAAGAGUUUAUGACUCGAUGUGAGAACCAUUACUCAACAGCAAUAUGAUUUCUUCUUGGCUUUUGAACUCUCCUGCUAUGUCCUGUAAGGUGUUCCGACCUGGUGGGAAGGAAAAGAGAAAAUAGGUCAGACUACGAGAGACGUCCCCGCUCAAGUUUGCACUACGGAUAUGGAGCUCGUAGUGUUACAUAUGAGCUUUCAAGGGAACAUUGGGAUGGCCACUACUAUCCUGAUUACUGCGGAAGAGAUGUGUAUGGAGAUCGGCAUGAAGACGAUGGAGAGGAGAGAGAUCGAUAUGGUCGGAGAAGACAUGGACUGAAUCAGAGCGAAGAAAGGUGGAGGCGUUGUUCACGUCCUAGGAGUCGUUCAAGUGAGAGGGAGACAGAGGCGGUGGUGUAUGUGGAAGGUAAUCGAUUUUCGUUAUAUUCAGAUUCAGAUGUAUUGGUUGAGGAUAGAAGGCUUGGAGCCU
Molecule: messenger RNA, 972 nt
Organism: Trichobilharzia szidati
Lineage: Eukaryota; Metazoa; Platyhelminthes; Trematoda; Strigeidida; Schistosomatidae
Source: the annotation of a GenBank genome assembly